UCUCGCUUCUGAAGUGCUACAGUAAACAAAGGGGCGGAAAAUCUUAACUGCGCAGACGCACUGCUCGGGAACACUUUAAAAUUCGAACAGGAGACCGCGUCUGAAACUUGGUCUGUUUUCUUAAGUUCUACCUCAUAAGCUCGGGUGGAGUGAAAAAAGGUGGGGGAUAGGGGACGGUGUGGCCUCCCGCGGGGAAGGAACUGGGCGCGUCGGACGCAGAGCGCGCAUGCGCACUACCAGUUAAUGGCGGGCUACAGAACUGGCGGAAGCUCGCUUCCCAACAUGGUGGCUGAGGCAGAUCCGCUGCUCAAACGGGUGCUGGUGCCAGUUCUUUUACCAGAGAAAUGCUACGACCAACUUUUCGUCCAGUGGGACCUGCUUCAUGUUCCCUGCCUGAAGAUUCUCCUCAGCAAAGGCCUGGGUCUGGGCAUUGUGGCUGGGUCACUUCUCGUAAAGCUGCCUCAAGUCCUUAAAAUCCUGGGAGCCAAGAGUGCAGAAGGGCUGAGUCUCCAGUCAGUAAUGCUGGAGCUCGUGGCAUUGACUGGGACCGUGGUUUACAGCAUCACCAACAACUUCCCCUUCAGCUCUUGGGGUGAAGCCCUGUUCCUGGUGCUCCAGACAAUUACCAUCUGCUUCCUGAUCAUGCACUUCAGAGGACAGACUGUGAAAGGAGUUGCUUUCCUAGCCUGCUAUGCACUGAUCCUGCUGGUGUUGCUUUCACCACUUACGCCAUUGGCUGUGGUCACCCUGCUUCAGGCUUCUAAUGUGCCUGCUGUAGUGGUGGGAAAGCUGCUCCAGGCAGCCACCAACUACAGCAAUGGGCACACAGGUCAACUGUCAGCUAUCACAGUGUUUCUGCUCUUUGGGGGCUCCCUGACCAGAAUCUUUACUUCCAUUCAGGAAACUGGAGACCCCCUCAUGGCUGGAGUCUUUGUGGUCUCUUCCCUCUGCAAUGGACUCAUCGCUGCCCAGGUCCUCUUCUACUGGAACACAAAGCCUCCCCAGGAGCAGAAAAAGGAGCAGUAGAGCGCAGCCACUUACUGGGGCUAGUCCAUGUUUGCACUUAUGUACCCCACCUCAGGGCCCUCUCUACUAGAGCCAGUCACUUGGUGACUUUCAGUCCUCCUCCACUCACCACUUGCAGCUUUCUGAGCCAGGGCUUUUUAGAGGGAACUGGCAGUUUGUUGACAGCUUUUGACAUUAAAGUUUCAUUCCCAGGGGCUGGGAAAAAUAGCUCAGUAG
Molecule: messenger RNA, 1242 nt
Organism: Octodon degus (degu)
Lineage: Eukaryota; Metazoa; Chordata; Mammalia; Rodentia; Octodontidae
Gene: Mpdu1
Product: mannose-P-dolichol utilization defect 1
Exons: 7
Coding region: 244-1026 (260 amino acids)
Biological process (GO): oligosaccharide biosynthetic process
Source: RefSeq, a predicted model, not a curated record